Molecule: messenger RNA, 234 nt
Organism: Lactuca virosa
Lineage: Eukaryota; Viridiplantae; Streptophyta; Magnoliopsida; Asterales; Asteraceae
Source: the annotation of a GenBank genome assembly
AUGAGAGAGAGCAGGGAAGUUGUCGGUGGUUCGGCGGAUCAUGAGGUGAAAGAAAGCCCUAAAUCAUGGACGCAAGACGGAAUGUCACCAAACGAGGGUUUAUUAGAAAAAGCUAUAGAUCUUUGGCAAUCAAGAAGACGGAGUGUUUCAGGCGAUAUUCGAUUCACACUGCUUGAUCAUCGUAUUUCUGUUCCCAAUACAAUGAUCUGCUUCGAGUUUAGCUUGAAUGCUUGA